Messenger RNA from Ogataea polymorpha, 780 nucleotides. RefSeq lists its product as uncharacterized. The transcript has a single exon. The record is from RefSeq and is a predicted model, not a curated record. Lineage: Eukaryota; Fungi; Ascomycota; Pichiomycetes; Pichiales; Pichiaceae. Bases 1 to 780 code for a protein of 259 amino acids.
AUGUCUUCACUAAAAGACCUUCUGAAGUCUGUUUCACAGGAAGAGCAAUUGCAGAAACAGCUUUUAAUUGUCGGUGGUCAAGAAGUGGGCCAUAUCCAGCUUUUGAAUGCAUUUGGAAUCAGAGACGUCAGUAUCAUACCGUACGGAUUUCAUCUGGCAGAACGCGCAGAUCUUCAACUUUGUUUCCACUCUUUUGCUGGCGAAUAUGGUGCGGUAUAUCAAACAAUAAUUGACAGGCUUCUUGCGAGUUCGCUAGUUGUCUAUAUUCUAGAUGCUCUGGAUCUAUUGAAGGAUGAACCGACACAAGAAACAAUUUUCGAGCGUGUUUCUGGAUCUCUCAAACCAUGGAUUGAUGCCUGCUCUAAGGCCGUCAGCUGUUGUGUAUUAGUCCAGAAUGUGUCUCGUGUUGACUACAAUGUCAAAAGCGUGUCGAACAUGGAUUAUCUACAGCAAUUAGUGCGACUCAUCAUGAUGGAUAAAAAUGGUGCCGUACUGUUCUUUCAGGAAACAGAUACCCCUCAGGACAUUAUCCAGCUAUUGAAAGGCACGGCUGAACUGCGGAUCAAAGAUUAUGACAACGUGUUUGUGCCCAGCGGAAGUGAUAGCUACGGGAAGAUCAAAGUACUUAAUGAAGACUUUGCAUGUGAGGAGACGCUUGAAAAAUGGCAUAGUGUGGAAACAGUCGCCAAAGAAGUGCCUACCAAUGCAACAUCGACCAACUCUGAGAACUUGAGGCAAAAGUAUCAGGACUUUCUAAGACAGAUCCAUUUGGCUGUGUAA